AUGUUCUUAAUACGUGAGUUCGUUCCUUUUUUUUUCUUUUUUAAUAAUGCCACCAAAGAAGAGAAUCCCAUUGGGUCGGUUGAGCACUCGGUCACGAAAACAGCUUUGAGAGCCAGGGAGAGGUUGGAGGAGAGCAGAGCGCGAAAUUCACGUAAUGCAACAGCUGUGGCCGCGUCUUGGUCGUCACAAACACCACAGCAACGAAUCCUUAGGCUUGACGGUAACAAUAAACGAAGAGGUGCUCACCGUGGUAUCACUAGCCUUUGUAAAUCAAUAUGGCUACGCCGAGCUUUCCUUCGCAUUCAUUCCUCCAAAUCUACUUCAUUUUUGAUUACAAUCAGCAGGCCGAUGUUAGGUGCGGCAUUUUUUUCCUUCCGCCGAAGCAAUCCUGCGUAUACCGUUGACAAAAAACUCCUGCUUGCCUUGCAGAAUAUGCUCCAUGAAUGCAAAAGCAAUGUUCGGAGCUUUAAGUACACUUUAGAAACCUCAUCUAGCCACGAUAUUUCCUGCAUUAUCGAUGCAGAUAAGAGGCCUUCUAGCGAACAGUUACGCCGUUACAAUGCUCCCACAUGCAAUGACGUUGCCGUGCUACUCCAUGGUGAUCAACAUAAACCUCGAGAUAUUGUUCUUCACUGUCGGCACAGCCAAUUACAACGCGUAAGUGAAACCCACCGCUUAUACAACGCACUCCAGUACCCGCUUCUUUUCCCAUAUACAGACGAUGUGUAUCAUGUUGGGACUCCUCAGUACGGGCCUGACACUACCUUAUCGGUUGUCUACCCUUCAUUCCGUGAGGCCUGCUUUAGACGCGGUCUUCUUCAAGAUGACACGCAAUGGGAUUAUACCUUAGCAGAAGGCGUCCUGUUGAGAUCUCCUGGUUGUCUUCGGUAUCUAUUCGCAAUACUUCUUCAGUGGUGCGAAAUAAGCGACCUAAAUUCUUUAUGGGAGCGCUACAAAGACCACAUGUCAGAAGAUUUCCUACGUCAAGCUCAGUCCCAUAAUCCUGACAUCGAGGUUACAUUCAGCGGGAUAAUUUACAACAGGGCACUAAUUGCUCUCGAAGACAGUCUUCUAGAGGUAGGUGGUAAUACACUUGCAACAUAUGGAUUACCACCUAUACAUUGUGAACGCGUCAGGGAUCUUUUCACUGAUUUGUUGAGGGAGACGUCACUUAACGUCGAGGAGCUUCAGAUUUAUUUUUGGCCUGAACAGAGAGAAGACUUCGAUGCUAUCGUUGACUCCGUACGGUACCAAACGGGUGGUAUUUUCUUUCUCGAUGCUUCCGGGGAUACAGGUAAGGCCUUUGUUACUAAACUCGUACUUGCCGAGCUCAGGCGUGCCGAUUAUAUCGCACUAACGGUGGCUUCAUCGGGCAUCGCAGAUACUUUGCCCCCGGAGAAAAGACUGCUCACUCAGCAUUUAAGUUACCUCUCAACUUGGUAA
Acanthosepion pharaonis is the source of this 1443-nucleotide messenger RNA. NCBI's taxonomy places the organism in Eukaryota, Metazoa, Mollusca, Cephalopoda, Sepiida, Sepiidae. The record is from the annotation of a GenBank genome assembly.